AAAUUUAGGAAGGGACGAUCGAGGUGAGUGCCACUGUUAAGUAUGGAUGUUUCCAGCCGAGCGCUGUGGAGAAAAUCGUAUCUUCUUCCUUCAGUUCUCUGCUCUCACUGUAGCGGCAUUGUGCCCUUUCGUUGGGUCACCAAAAGAACGGUUCGGAUGGCUUCCCUUUCAUCCAGCGCCGCUCAGUCCGCCGCCAUCCCAGAUGCCGCCGCUUCGUCCUCCGCCGCCACCCAUGGCGCUCCUUCGUCCUCCGCAGCUACCGAUGCGGCCGCUUCCUCCUCCUCCUCCUCCUCCGAGGCUUCUGCUUCCUCUGCCAUCGGCUUCCUCUCACUCUGCCACCGCCUUAAGACGACAAAGAGGGCUGGAUGGGUGAGGAAGGGAGUUCGGGAGCCGGAAUCAGUGGCGGACCACAUGUACAGAAUGAGCGUGAUGGCUUUAAUAGCCGACUAUAGCCCCGAUAUUGAUCGGGAUAGGUGUAUUAAGAUGGCCUUGGUGCACGACAUCGCAGAAGCUAUUGUUGGUGAUAUCACCCCAUCAGAUGGUGUUCCAAAAGAUGAGAAGAGUCGAAGAGAGAGAGAAGCAAUAAAUCAUAUGUGCAACUUACUUGGAGGAGGAUCUAGAGCCAAAGAGAUGCUUGAGCUGUGGAUGGAGUAUGAAGAAAAUUCUUCUCUAGAGGCAAAAGUUGUUAAGGAUUUUGAUAAGCUGCAGGAAAGUUUCAAACUGAUGUUGGCAAAGCUUGGGCAUUGGAAAUCACAUCAAGGAGGAGGAAAAAGCAAGAAUAACUCUAUAUAUGUUUGUAGGAAUUGUCACCAGUUGAAGCUCUUAGGUUGAUGUGAAACUCAUUAAGCAUUUAUUUGGGGUGUCUGCAGUUAUUUUUUUAAAUUAUGAUGUAAUUUCUUUGAAAUGUAGAGGAUAGAACUGUAAAAUUUUGAAUUUAGAAACCAUGACUUAUUUCAAGUAGCUA
Molecule: messenger RNA, 964 nt
Organism: Dendrobium catenatum
Lineage: Eukaryota; Viridiplantae; Streptophyta; Magnoliopsida; Asparagales; Orchidaceae
Product: HD domain-containing protein 2 homolog
Cellular component (GO): cytoplasm
Molecular function (GO): 5'-deoxynucleotidase activity
Source: RefSeq, a predicted model, not a curated record